Messenger RNA from Gryllus bimaculatus (two-spotted cricket), 468 nucleotides. Lineage: Eukaryota; Metazoa; Arthropoda; Insecta; Orthoptera; Gryllidae. The record is from the annotation of a GenBank genome assembly.
AUGCACGCCAUCCACCUGUUCAACAUGCACCCGGCCAUGGAGAAGAUCCUCGCAUUCAUGAAGACCGUCAUGAAGGAGAAAAUAUGUGUGUGUGUGUGUAUGUGCGCGCGCGCGUGUGUGUGUGUAUUUCCACAUCCACACGACGGUGGAGUCGCUGCACCGCCACGUGCCGCGGGCGAUGCUGCCGCGCGCGCUGGGCGGCGAGGAGGACCGCGACCUGGCGCGCGACUACGGGCCGUGGGCGGUGGCGCAGGACCUGGUGGUGGCGGACGAGGCGCGGCGGCCGCUGCCGCCGCCGGGCGACAAGCAGCGCGCCGCGGCGCAGCUCUUCGGCUGCGAGGGCUCCUUCCGGCGACUCGCCAUCGACUGAGACGCGGUUGUGCAGGGCGAGGCACGUCCGUCGGGGCGUGCUGCGUGUUUGACGACUGCGCUCUCGCAGAACGAAUGCGUCCAAUGCGGAGCCCGUGA